This is a messenger RNA of Mastomys coucha (southern multimammate mouse), 1227 nucleotides long. It is a transcript of the gene Zfand5, whose product is annotated as zinc finger AN1-type containing 5. The transcript is spliced from 6 exons. The record is from RefSeq and is a predicted model, not a curated record. NCBI's taxonomy places the organism in Eukaryota, Metazoa, Chordata, Mammalia, Rodentia, Muridae. Gene Ontology annotation, molecular function: zinc ion binding; DNA binding. The coding region runs from base 509 to 1150 and encodes 213 amino acids.
AUCCCCAGCGCCGGUCCGAGCCCGAGCGUCAGUCGUCCGGAUCGCGGAGCCGUGUGCACCUACUGAGGCGUCCGCUCGCUGCCGGGAGUCGCACCGCUUCCCUGGCGAACGCGGAAGCCAGAAGAGCGCCGUCCGCGGGCCCUGUCGGCGCUCAGGCCUCCCCGCGCGCCUCCUCCCUCGGCCGGGACGUCGCUGUGGAGGCGUGAGGCGCCGGCGGCCGGGCGCCCGGAGCGGCGGUAGCCCGCGGCCUGCGGUUCUCUUCCUCCCCCGCCGCCCUCCCACCCGAGCUGCGGCGGGGCUCGGCCGCCUCGGCGCUUCUGCACGAACAAAGGAGGCCCCCGCGGCGCCGGCGCAGCUCCGCCUGCGCUGCGCCGCGCUCCGCUCCUCUCCGCUCCGCUCCGGCCCGCGGCGGCCGCUAGCCAGCCCUUCCCGGAGGCCUCAGCCCGGCCCUCCGCCCAGCGUCGCGCGCCAGCUCGCUAGUGCAUCCGGGCCCCGCAGGCAGAAAAAUAUGGCUCAGGAGACUAACCAGACCCCAGGGCCCAUGCUGUGUAGUACAGGAUGUGGCUUUUAUGGGAAUCCUAGGACAAAUGGAAUGUGUUCUGUUUGCUACAAAGAACAUCUUCAGAGACAGCAAAAUAGUGGCAGAAUGAGCCCAAUGGGGACAGCUAGUGGUUCCAACAGUCCUACCUCAGAUUCUGCAUCUGUACAGAGAGCAGAUGCUAGUUUAAACAACUGUGAAGGUGCUGCUGGCAGCACAUCUGAAAAAUCAAGAAAUGUGCCUGUGGCUGCCUUGCCUGUAACUCAACAAAUGACAGAAAUGAGCAUUUCAAGAGAGGACAAAAUAACUACCCCGAAAACAGAGGUGUCAGAGCCAGUUGUCACUCAGCCCAGUCCAUCAGUUUCUCAGCCCAGUUCUUCUCAAAGUGAAGAAAAAGCUCCUGAGUUGCCCAAACCAAAGAAGAACAGAUGUUUUAUGUGUAGAAAGAAAGUUGGCCUUACAGGGUUUGACUGCCGAUGUGGAAAUUUGUUUUGUGGACUUCACCGUUACUCUGACAAGCACAACUGUCCAUAUGACUACAAAGCAGAAGCUGCAGCAAAAAUCAGAAAAGAAAAUCCAGUUGUUGUGGCUGAAAAAAUCCAGAGAAUAUAAAAUUACAUGUGAAGAGACUAAAACUUUGUUUUUAUUUUAAUAUAUCGUAGGAAAACAUUAAAGAGCAGAUGCAUGGC